Molecule: messenger RNA, 708 nt
Organism: Daphnia carinata
Lineage: Eukaryota; Metazoa; Arthropoda; Branchiopoda; Diplostraca; Daphniidae
Exons: 1
Coding region: 1-708 (235 amino acids)
Source: RefSeq, a predicted model, not a curated record
AUGUAUUACAAGACGGAGGGUCCACAAUACUACACUACAAAGGCUCGUGAAUACACCACAACCUAUGCGGCAACACACUACUAUGCAGAAGCCCCGAGGUACUACACCACUACUUACGCCGCUCCUUCUUCUUACACUGAGGCUCCGCUGUACUACCCUACAAAGGCUUCCGGGUACGCAACAACGUAUGCUUCGCCAGGUUACUAUACCGAGCCCUCUAAGUACUAUUCCACUACUUAUGCUGCUCCGGUGUACUGCACCGAAGCUCUCCAAUACUACAGCACAAAGACCGCUGAAUACUACACUACUGCUGCUGCACAGUCUUACACCAAGCAAGCUGAGUAUUACACAACCACUUACGCAGCUCCAGUUUACUACGCUGAGGCCCCCACGUAUUACAAGAUUGAGGCCACACAAUACUACACUAAGAAGGCUCCCGAAUACUACACCACAACGUACGCUGCACCAAGUUAUUACACUGAAGCUCUGAUAUACUACCCAACAACCUAUGCCACUCCUAGCUACUACACCGACGCACAGAAGUACUACUCAGUUCCAAGCUACUACCAGGCUGAACGCUUCAAAUACUAUACCACAAAAGCGCCAGAGUACUACACUUACACUUACCACUUACACCCAUCGCAGUUACUACACGAAGGCUCCAGCUUAUUAGACGACAACGUAUGCAACUCCCAGCUAUUUUACUGA